CCACACAAAUACUGGUCUUAAGCCCAGAGGGCCGGUGCCUGGGGUUGGGCUCAUACGACGAACUCCAGUCCCAGGGCCUGGACUUCAUGUCAAUACUGAGUGACGCGGAACGGGAGGCCGCGGAGCGUAAGGCCGAACACGACAAACAGGAACGGGAGCUCUUGAGGUCGUUCUCCAAGAGUAGUUAUGAUGCGAAACAAACGGCUAACCAGACGGAGACCCUCCUGACGGAGUCGAUCAACGACAGGGCCCGGAGGUACUCCCGGAGCACAUCCGUGGUUCAGACCGAGAACUUCGAGGUCUCCAACAUUAUGGGCGAUGAGGAGGACUACACCCUUGAACCCAAGAUUCAGGAGGAGACCCGGGAGGUGGGCUCUAUCGGGGGACACGUCUACUAUGAGUACGUGAAGGCCGGUGCCGGACCUCUACUGUUCACUAUAACCCUAUUCUCGACACUCGUAUCUCAGGGUAUAUUUCAUUACUCCGAUCUAUGGCUAACCGAAUGGACUGAUAAAAAUCAGGAAGCUGAUGCAAUUGACCAGGACACACAAAACUAUUACGUCUACGUCUACUCGGGACUCAUUGGGGCCCUG
This is a messenger RNA of Oppiella nova, 593 nucleotides long. The record is from the annotation of a GenBank genome assembly. Lineage: Eukaryota; Metazoa; Arthropoda; Arachnida; Sarcoptiformes; Oppiidae.